AUGAACGGAGCAAAGCUACCGGUUACGGAAACGAUGACGUUUCUGAUGCUUCCUAAUGACUUGCUUUUCAACUGCUUAGCCCGCAUCUCGAGAUUGUACUACCCGAUCCUCUCCUUAGUCUCCAAGAGAUUCCGAUAUCUCCUUGCUUCGCUUGAGCUUUACGAAACCCGGACCCUCUUAGGAUGCACCGAGAGCUGUCUCUAUGUGUGCUUAUUUAUGCCUGAUGACCACCAUAACCCAUCACGUUGGUUUACUCUCUGCAGGAGACCGACCAAAAUCACUAACCCUAACCCUAACCCUAACCCUAGAUGGUUCAGUGCAUGCUUUAGACCAUAUGGAUUACUAAUGAACUGCAUUAGGAAGAAAGACAAGUCAAGUGACAAUGCUUUGGUCUCAAUCACAACUCGUCAUUCUCCUUUUAAUGAUUCGUGUGGUUUAACCGCAGUUGGUUGCAAUAUCUACAGAGUUGGCAAUUUCGACGAUGGUAAGCCUUCGCGUAGAGUCUUGCUCAUGGACUGUCGGUCUCACACAUGGAAAAGAGCUCCAAGCAUGCGGGUGGCACGCAAGGACGCGUGUGUGAGCGUUCUUGAUGGGAAAAUAUAUGUCGUAGGAGGCAACAGAAAAUGUGAUUCCUCGAACUGGAUGGAGUGUUUCGAUCCCCAAACCCAAAAGUGGGAGAAUUUGACAGGCCCUGACGCGGAAAUGCGCGAGAGUUGGUUACACCAAGACUUAGCCAUUGAAGGAAAGCUUUACCUGAGUGGGUAUACGAGUCGUCAACGUUGCGUGGUUUACAAGACGAAGGAAAAGAGAUGGGAUGAGGUAGAAGUAAUGAAGGUUCCUUCGGGUUGGUUGUUUGAUUCUUCUUGCGUGAUAGAUAACGUCUUGUACAGUUUUCGAUGGCCUGGAGUGUUCAAAUGGUACCACUUUGAGGGAAGAUCUUGGAGAGUUUUGGUUCUGAAAGGUUUGAAAAAGCUGUCUAGAUUACUACACGGUUCUCUUUUUGUUUAUUUGGUAGAUUCUGGUGGGAAAAUUGCGGUUUUGGGGGAGAAAGAAGUGGGUGAAGAGAAGAAGAUUUGGUGUGCUGAGAUUGCGCUUGAAAAGCGCAACGGACAAGAGGUACGUGGGAAGGUUGAGUGGUGUCAUGUUGUGCUUACGGUCCCUAAAUCUUGUUAUAUCAUGCAGUUUCUUGCUGUUACGGUUUGA
This is a messenger RNA of Microthlaspi erraticum, 1203 nucleotides long. The record is from the annotation of a GenBank genome assembly. NCBI's taxonomy places the organism in Eukaryota, Viridiplantae, Streptophyta, Magnoliopsida, Brassicales, Brassicaceae.